CAAAUUAAAUCACGGAUUACAAAAAUAAACAAUGAGUAAUUAUGAAAAUUCAAUGCAUCUUCCGCUCGAUGCUAGUAAUAUUUAAAAAUCCGAUUUGCAUGUUCAUAUCAUCUAAUCUCCCAUCUUCUUACAGCUCUGUAACUUUGUCUGCCUCUUCUGUUUCCAUCUCAACGUGUCCAUGUGGUCUUCUUAACCUCAUUACUCAUUAUCAGUUAUUUUUUGUAUAUAUUAUCCUCAUCAUUACUUUCUGAAUCUACACUUCUUACUCUCUCUAUCUCUCUCUAUCUCAAAGUCCACUUGCUUUGUCUGUCCACUUCAUAAACUACUAGGUCCGUUUCCACAUAGUUGUACGAUCGAUCAUGGUAGUAGCGGAAACGGCGGAGGCCACGAUGGUUUUCACGACGGAGGGACCUCGCAUUUCCUUCUCCGCCGAUCUUUCGUCAUCAGACAGCGAGGGAGACUACAUCUGCAUCAACCCGGACAAUCUGCUUCCACAAGACAGAAGCUCGGCGAAAGUCACCGGAGACUUUGAGUUUCUGUCGAACACACAAACGAUGCUCACCGCCGCAGACGAGCUGUUCUCCGAAGGGAAGCUGCUUCCUUACUGGCAGGUCAAACACUCGGAGAAGCUUCAAAACGUUACACUGAAAACAAAAGUCGUCGACGUGGAAGAAGAAGUAGAAGAAGAUCGUAAAGUGGUUAAAGAAGAGACUGUUCACAACAAUAACAACACCAAGGAGCAGGAUAGUAACAGCAAUAACAGAGGAAGCUGGUUUCUUGACGAUGAUCCUUCUCCUCGUCCACCAAACUGCACUGUUCUUUGGAAGGAGCUUUUGCGGCUGAAGAAACAGAGGACCACUAAGACUACAACGACGGUUUCUUCGACGAAGGCAUCGACUCUCUCGCCUUCUUCAUCUUCGAGCUCGACUUCGUCUUCUUCGAGCUCUAUCGGGGAUGCGGUGAAGGAGGAGAGCGAGAAGAAAGGGAAGAAAGGGUUAGAGAGGACGAGAUCUGUGACUAUGAGGAUAAGACCCAUGAUUCAUGUUCCUGUUUGUACCCCCUCUAAGCCUCCUCUCUUUCCUCUAAGGCUUCAGAGAAACAGAGCAGAGAAACGAACUUGAUGAAUGGUUGUGAUGAACAUUGUUUUUUUUAAUCUAUUUGUCUUUGUAUUAUCAACCUUUCUUUUUGGUUAGGUUUUGUGAUUAGAUCAAUGGAUUGUGUGUUUUCUAGUUGAGCUUUUGUGAUUGAGAUCUGAGGUGUGACAGUGUAUAAAUGUGAAGACAUUUUCAUACCCAGCACAAUAAGAAAUUCAUCAUUGAAUACACCCAUUUUAUGUUUUU
This is a messenger RNA of Raphanus sativus (radish), 1340 nucleotides long. RefSeq lists its product as uncharacterized. The transcript has a single exon. The record is from RefSeq and is a predicted model, not a curated record. NCBI's taxonomy places the organism in Eukaryota, Viridiplantae, Streptophyta, Magnoliopsida, Brassicales, Brassicaceae. The coding region runs from base 360 to 1121 and encodes 253 amino acids.